GAAGACUCUUAACUCUGCAGCUUCAUUUCAGCAGCAGUACUCAUUCUGCACUCUAUAAACCAAACAUGGAAAACAACUUUGGACCCAUCAGAAGAAAUGACACGGAGCUGAGGAUGGUGAUGGUGGGGAAGACUGGAAUUGGGAAGAGCGCCACUGGAAACACCAUCCUGGGACGACAGUUCUUUAAAUCAAAGUUCAGUGCUAAGUCUAUGACUGUAGACUGUUCUAAGGGCAAAGCUGUGGUGUAUGGACAACAGGUUGCUGUUAUCGACACACCGGGCCUGUUUGACACCAGGUUCGGCAUGGAUAAAACAACUAAAGAUAUCUCCCAGUGCAUCUCUUAUGCUGCUCCUGGACCCCAUGUCUUCCUGGUGGUCAUCAGGCUGGGAAGAUACACAGAUGAGGAAAAGCAGACAGUGCAGAGGAUUCAAGAAAUCUUUGGCCAUGCUGCAGACAGAUACAGCAUGGUGCUCUUUACUCAUGGUGAUCUUCUUGAAGAUAUCACUAUUGAGAAGUUCUUGCAUGGAAGUUCAGACCUGCAGGAACUCGUAGCCAGAUGUAACAACCAGUACCAUGUCUUCAAUAAUAAACUGAAGGAUGGUGCUCAGGUCAUCGAGCUGCUCCAGAAGAUCAGAAAUAUAGUCCAGAAGAACGGAGGAAGCCACUACACCAACGAGAUGUUCCAAGAGGCCGAGAGAGCAAUUGAGAAGGAGAAACAACGCAUCCUUAAAGAGAAAGAAGAACAAAUACGCAGAGAACAAGAGGAACUGGAGAGGAAACUAAAGGAAAAAUAUGAAAAAGAGAUGAAGAAAAUGAAUGCCCAACUCCAGGCUGACAGAGAGAGGGAGAAGAAAGAGAGAGAGGAGGAGAGGAAGAGGGAUAAGGAGGAGAUGAAUGAGGAGAGGAAGAGAGAGAGGGAGGAGAGAGAGGCAGAGAGAAAGAGAGAGAGAGAGGAGAGAGAUAGGGAGAUGACAAAUAUGAUUAAUAAACUAAAGGAACAGCAUGACAGAGAACUCAGAGAGGAAAGAGAAAGGUUGCAGUACAGACAUGACAAUGAAGCCAGAGAUGAAGCUGAGGGGUUUAAUCCACUAUAUCAUCUGGUAACCGCUGGCAAAAUGAUACUUGGAGGAAUUAUACAAUUGGGGAGGGUAUUUGGGAGCUUGUUCAAAUAGUUCAGAACUAGAAUUGUCCUGAAUCAAUACAGCUGUAUUACUGAUACUGAUACAGUUAGUCCAAGGCAGACACUUUUUUUUUUUUGGAUGUUAGUUUCUUAAAAUAGAAGGGGGAAGUCAGAUUGAUCUUAAAUAAUGUUCAUAUAUUUAGUAACUUCUGCUCAUGCUCUCUUUUGUUGGAUGAUCACUUUUGCCAACUGAAGUAUUUUUAACCAGUUUAAAUGUUGCCUAUGGGAUUCCAAAUUGUCAAUUUGGUGUCACAGAUGUUAUGCUUGAAGUUUUAGUUGCACGUGCAGGAUUUCAUGACCUGAGAAUUUCAUUAUUUAAUCUUCCUUCAGAUUGUUCUGAGACACUGGUAGAACUGCAGUGUAAGAGCUGUGAAUGGAGAUAUAAAGUUGUCUGUCUGUGUAACUUUUGCUUUUUCCCAACUUUAUCUUCUUGCCAUAUUCUUACAACAUCUGCAAAACUUAUUGUAAAAGCUUGUCUCAUUAUGAGUGAUGGAUUAAUCACAGUUCUAAAUCACUGUCUGUGAUAUAUUAGACAAACAACAUGUAAUCAUAGGAUGCAUAUGAAUGUAAUAA
This is a messenger RNA of Thunnus maccoyii (southern bluefin tuna), 1753 nucleotides long. RefSeq names its product GTPase IMAP family member 9-like. Lineage: Eukaryota; Metazoa; Chordata; Actinopteri; Scombriformes; Scombridae. The transcript is spliced from 2 exons. Gene Ontology annotation, molecular function: GTP binding. The coding region runs from base 66 to 1172 and encodes 368 amino acids. The record is from RefSeq and is a predicted model, not a curated record.